Marasmius oreades (fairy-ring Marasmius) is the source of this 2304-nucleotide messenger RNA. RefSeq lists its product as uncharacterized. The transcript is spliced from 15 exons. Gene Ontology annotation, molecular function: hydrolase activity, acting on carbon-nitrogen (but not peptide) bonds. The record is from RefSeq and is a predicted model, not a curated record. NCBI's taxonomy places the organism in Eukaryota, Fungi, Basidiomycota, Agaricomycetes, Agaricales, Marasmiaceae. The coding region runs from base 459 to 1853 and encodes 464 amino acids.
GCUCCGAACCUCCACCAGUCUCUAGCAUCCUAAAAAGUACUUUCGACUGCACCACGUUUAAAUCACAUUUCUGAUGCCGAUACCAAGAAUCAAUCACUACUUCUAGGUUUCUUUCACGCAGACACGGUUCUAGGACUUCCAAGCUCCGACUCUAUUCAUCAGAUAAUCGAUUAGCCUACCUUCUGGCAUGGGUCCCAUGAACUACGGCGGCUGUUCUCAAAUUCAGCAAAAAUCUUGCGAGGCGACUCUUCUUUGUUUUAUGGACCCUGCUCCGGAAGUCUCUGUGCUUUGGCGAACAAAAGCGUUUUUUUUUAAAAAACUCCCAAAGCCACGUCGUCCUUGCUGAAAAUCUUCCUCUGGCAGUUUAGACGCUGAGAAAGGCGCUCAGUAAGGGGUAUAAAAGUCCUCGUUCUGCCAGAAUCCCGCGAAUUCGCCCUCUUUCUCGAACUGUCACUACCAUGGUGAAGCACCUCACAAUCCCGACUCGAGCUGGAGUUUUGGCUGCAGUCGUUGCCAUCGCCUUGAUCUACGCUCAACGUCCUCUUGUAGCGCACGAUGGAUAUGUUUUGUGUUCUCCCGUAAAUACCAAGUCCAUCUACACUGUCGACCCGAGGAACUCUGUUGUCGAGUGCGUGUUGGUGAGAGGGAAAAAGUUUGUAGCGAGUGGGAGUUUAGAUGAAGUCAAAGUAAAACGAACAUGGUAUCCAUGGACAGAGAAGGUAAAGUACAUUCCUAAAGGUUCUAUCGUCGUCCCUGGCCUCGGUGACUCCCAUGCACACAUACUGGAAUACGGCAAGACCGCACAGCUUGAAUUGGAAGGAACAAAAUCAGUUGAUGAAACUGUUAAACUCGUACGGCAGCACAUCCUCUCGAACCCGGACCUCCUAGGAGAUAAGUCCCGAGUCAUCUUUGGUGGCGGAUGGGAUCAUAUGUCUUGGUCGACUAGGCAAUUCCCGACUUCAAAAGACCUUGACUCAGACCCUGUUAUUCGUGGGAGGCGUGUCGUUUUGCAGAGCAAAGAUUGUCAUGCACUUUGGGUGUCUUUGGCCGCACUUGAUACCUGUGGCGAGAUACCUUCGGAUAUAGAGGGUGGUGUAGUGGUAACAGAUGUGAAUUCGAAUCCUACAGGCGUUCUUCUCGACAAUGCUCAGGAACUACUCAAACUGCCGCACCCAACGGAGGACGAGUUGAGAUCUCGGUUCCUUACGACGGUAAAAGACGCCUUGUCGUACGGUCUGACCUCGAUACACGAUGCCGGCUUGGAUCCCAUGUCGUUGGAUUUCUUUGAGAGAGAGGUAGCACGGGAGAAGUCGCUUCCGAUACGAAUAUACGCCAUGAAGCACUUCGACGAGCAAGAGCUGUACUGGGGGAACACAACCAUCCCCUACAGCGGGGCUGCUAAUGGCUGGCUGAGCGUUCGGAGUGUCAAGAUUUUUGCAGACGGUGCCUUAAGAACGGGAGGAGCAGCGCUUCAUCACCAUUAUCAUGACAACCCGAGUACAAAGGGGUUUAUGAGAUUGUCGGAGGACGUGUUGGUUAGUGUCAUCCCGCGAUUUCUCAAGGACGGAUGGCAAGUGAACGUUCAUGCGAUUGGAGACAGAGCCAAUGGGCUUGUUCUAGACGCGUUUGAAUCUGCUUUAAAAGAUGCAAAUGUUACAGCGUUGAGGCCUCGUUUAGAGCACGCGCAGAUAAUGACCAAAGAGGAUAUGGAGAGGCUUGGAGGGUUAGGAGUCAUUGCAAGUGUUCAGCCGACUCACGCGAUUAGCGACAUGUCGUAUGCUGAAGAUCGUUUGGUAACAUCUGCGUCCUCCCAAAGCUGUCUUGUGCUCGAGAUUAACCUCGAAUCGUCUUGAAUUGAUUGUAGGGUCCCUCCAGAGUUCAUCAGCUCUACGCAUUCAGAUCCAUCCUCAAUUCCGGGACCAGAAUCGCUCUCGGUACCGAUUUUCCAGUUGAAGAAAUGAACCCGUUCAAGACGUUUUACGCGGCUAUUACGAGAACUACGGUUAGCGGACAAUCGCCUCAUGGACGGGGAGGAUGGUUUCCGGAACAAUGUUUAACUCGAGAGGAAACUUUGAGAGGCAUGACAAUCGACCCAGCGUACGCUUCGUUCACGGAGUCGACCUUGGGGUCUAUCGAACCGGGAAAGUUGGCAGAUUUGGUGGUUCUUUCGCAGGACGUAAUGAGGGUGCCCGUGGAUAGGAUUAUGGAGACGAAGGUUGUUGCAACGGUCAUUGAUGGGAAGGUUGUUUAUGGGGAUUUAUGAGUUAUCUUCGUGUAGACGGAGAAUUCGGCGAUCUGCUUGUA